CAGCUGCUGAUGGAGCAUAUCCUUCUACCAAAGGUGGAGAAUGUCAGGCUGCUGGACAGAGUCUCCCCCAAGAGGACCAGGGUGGGCACCCUGUACCUGACAGCCACACACAGCAUCUUUGUGGAAAACGAGGCUCAGGAGCGCAAGGAAACAUGGGUGCUUCACAGCUUGGUGUGCAGUGUGGAGAAACAGACAGCCACAGCCACGGGAUGCCCUCUUCUCAUCCGCUGUAAAAACUUCCAGGUUCUGCAUUUCAGUGUUCCCAGAGAGUCGGACUGCCACGAUGUUCACCUGUCUCUGCAGCGUCUCUCACAGCCAGAGAGUUACGAGGAGCUUUACUGCUUCUCCUUCAAGCCUAAUGUGGAUGAGGAGGAGAGGCAGCAGGAGUGGGCCUUCUUGGACGUCAGGGCUGAUUACAGCCGCAUGGGACUCCCGAACGCUCAGUGGAAACUCUCCCUGGUCAACCGGCACUACAAGGUGAGCAACACCUACCCGGCCGACCUGUUUGUACCCGAGUCUGCAACCCCUCCCGUGGUGGCGGGCAGCUCCAAGUUCAGAAGCAGAGGCCGGUUUCCUGCUCUGUCAUACUACUCCAAAGAAAACCAUGCUGCCAUCUGCCGCAGCAGCCAGCCGCUGUCAGGGUUCAGCGCUCGCUGCCUGGAGGACGAGCAGAUGCUGGAGGCCAUCUUGAGGUCCAAUCCCCGUAGUGACUUCAUGUAUGUGGUGGACACCAGGCCUAAGUUGAAUGCCAUUGCAAACCGAGCUGCUGGGAAAGGCUAUGAAAAAGAAGACAACUACUCCAACAUCAAAUUCCAGUUCAUGGGCAUUGAGAACAUCCACGUCAUGAGAAACAGCCAACAAAAAAUGCUGGAAGUGUGUGAGCUGCGGUCCCCCUCCAUGUCGGACUUCCUGGAGGGUCUGGAGAAUUCAGGAUGGCUGAAGCACAUCAAAGCCGUUUUGGAUGCAGGCAUUUUCAUCGCCAAGGCUGUAGCAGAAGAGGGGGCCAGUGUCCUGGUUCACUGCUCAGACGGUUGGGACCGGACUGCCCAGGUGUGUUCAGUGGCCUGUGUGGUGCUGGAUCCGUACUACAGGACGCUCAAAGGGCUCAUGGUCCUCAUUGAGAAAGACUGGGUCUCAUUUGGACACAAGUUCUCCCACAGAUGCAACCACUUGGUGGGAGACCCUAAAGAGGUGUCUCCCGUCAUCGAUCAGUUCCUGGAGUGUGUCUGGCAGCUGAUGGAGCAGUUCCCCUGUGCCUUUGAAUACAAUGAGAGGUUCCUCAUCACCAUUCACAGCCACAUCUACUCCUGCCAGUACGGAAACUUUAUUGGCAACAACCAGUGUGAGAGGACAGAACUGGGCCUGCGUGAGAGGACUCACUCUCUGUGGAGUUAUCUGUGGAUGAACCGUGCAGAUUACAUCAACCCCCUGUACAGACCGGACCACAGCCAGACUCAAGGGCUGCUCCGGCCGUCUACCGCCCCCUACUGCUUCAAAUUUUGGAGAGGCCUUUACAAUCGGUUCGACCACGGGAUGCAUCCUCGACAAUCUGUGGACGAUUACCUGAGGGCCAUCCAAGAGGAGACUCAGCAGCUGGAGGAGCUGCUGGCUUCACACAAGCAGAAAAUUAGUGAGCUGGAGCAGGAGCAGUGCAGUGUGACCUGGAAGGCCACCCCCUUUGACCAGACCCCCACCCUGUGGGCUCCCCACCCCGACCUGGACUCAGCCAACACUCCUCAGGACUACACCGGCGGCUUCAUCGCCAACAGCCCCCACACGCCCAAAGCAGCAGACACCAGCCUGAUCUUCCUGUCGCAGGACCCGGGUCUAAAAGCUGCCUCCAUCCUGUCCAACGGCAGUGACCAGGAGUCGGGGAUUGCAGACCUGAGCUGCCGCUCCCCUCUCAGCGAGGACAGCGUCAGGGAUCCCGACUCAGACGAGGCUGCCUACUCUGCAGCCUGAGCAGAUGUAGCAUUGGCUGGAAACAUUGCCCGGCAACCCACUUAACAAAACUGCUUUCGUGCUCACUGGGUAACUUGUUAGAUGUCGGCUUCAGCUAAGUCCUGUUACACAUUAUACAUUUGACUUGUACUUCUGUUUGCAUGUCGUUUGGUGGAGUCUUCUUGUCGUCACAAGCACACGGUUGUUUACUGGAGCAAACCACGGUUUAUGUCUGUUCUCCACACAGUUGACCAGUGCAUUAGGCACUUGGACUAUACUAUUAUAUAUUAUACGAUUACACAUAAUCCUUUCUUAGCUGCUAUUGCAGGUACAUAGUGGAUCAAAGCUGUUUUAAUCUCAACUUGAACAUUUGUGUACUACAGAACAUUAGGAGUGAAGCGGUUAAAAUCAAAAGGGACCAGAACGAAACCAAACACUUCGGACAAUGACAGAAAAGACAUGAUGUCUAUGUGUGUAUAUAGAUGGUAGAGUCAUGCUGCAGAUGAAGUUUAAGUUAGAGAUUUCGUUUCAGCCAUAUGAAUAAUAGAUGCCACGUUCAGCUCCAAAUUAAUCCAUCCAUCCAUCCAUCCAUCCGUCCUCUGUACCUACUUCACCCUUCUGGCGGGUUCUCUCUACAGAUCUGUGGUUUCUGGUUGUUUUUUUUUAUUUCUGACGGUAAGGAUUUUUUCUUUAGUUUUUUUUUUUUUUUUAAAGAGCUUUAUAAUUAUUUCAACUUUCCUC
Messenger RNA from Cololabis saira (Pacific saury), 2682 nucleotides. RefSeq names its product myotubularin related protein 7a (gene mtmr7a). NCBI's taxonomy places the organism in Eukaryota, Metazoa, Chordata, Actinopteri, Beloniformes, Belonidae. The transcript is spliced from 14 exons. Gene Ontology annotation, molecular function: phosphatase activity. Bases 10 to 1962 code for a protein of 650 amino acids. The record is from RefSeq and is a predicted model, not a curated record. Gene Ontology annotation, biological process: dephosphorylation.